This is a messenger RNA of Musa acuminata AAA Group (dessert banana), 1648 nucleotides long. Its product is annotated as NAC domain-containing protein 92. The transcript has 2 exons. The coding region runs from base 154 to 1314 and encodes 386 amino acids. Gene Ontology annotation, molecular function: DNA binding. NCBI's taxonomy places the organism in Eukaryota, Viridiplantae, Streptophyta, Magnoliopsida, Zingiberales, Musaceae. Gene Ontology annotation, biological process: regulation of DNA-templated transcription. The record is from RefSeq and is a predicted model, not a curated record.
UCUCCGUUCACAUGUAUCCUCGCUUGUUUUGUUCCGACUCCUGGGUCUUCAUUUUGCCUGCAGCGUCUUGCAUUUUUGGGAAGUCGUGAGGUUGCAUAGCUUUCUGUGUUCUUUCUCUUCAUCUUUUUAUUCUUGUGUUUACAAGGUGCAAUCAUGGUCGAUGUUUCGGUGCUCAACAUGGAUGAUGACUGCAUGGCCUUGCCCCCCGGCUUCAGAUUCCACCCCACGGAUGAGGAGAUUAUAACUCACUACCUCUCGCAGAAGGUUAUCGACCGCGGCUUCAGCGCAAGAGCCAUGGGAGAGGUGGACCUCAACAAGUGCGAGCCAUGGGAUCUUCCGAGUAAUCGACCUGCCGCUUCUCCUCUUUCAUACAUCUUCUCUUCCACCGUGAUUCCUUUUGCUGCUUGGUUUUCUGAUCGUGUUGACUCGGGCGUCAAACUUUGUUUCGAUUCUAAAGGCAAAGCGAGGAUGGGAGAGAAGGAAUGGUACUUCUUCUGUCAGAGGGAUAGGAAGUACCCGACUGGCAUGAGGACCAACAGGGCCACGGAAGCUGGCUAUUGGAAGGCCACAGGAAAAGAUAAGGAGAUCUACAGGGGGAGAAGAGUCCUUGUUGGGAUGAAGAAGACGCUGGUGUUCUACAGAGGAAGAGCUCCCAGAGGACACAAGACUAAUUGGGUGAUGCAUGAGUUCAGGCUCGAAGGCAAAUUCCCAUUCCCCGGUGUCCCAAAGUCCGCAAAGGAUGAAUGGGUCGUGUGUAGGGUCUUUCAUAAGAACAUGGGAAUAACGAGAAGCCCACCACCACCUGGAUCAGAAAGGAUUGAGUCUCUUGGAAAAGAUCUCUUUGACUCUACCGCAUUGCCCCCUCUCAUGGAUCCUCCUUACCUCAGCUCCGACGCGAGACCUAGCUCAUGCUUCAUCGACAAAGAGGAAGGCUUUGAUUUCAAAGAUAUUCCUAGCUUUUCCGCCAUGAUGGGUAUGGAGGAUCAAGUGAGCUCAAAUCCGCCUCAGAGUUCGAUCUUCUACUCACAAGUCCUUGCCCAAAGCCCUUACUGCUCGUUUCCGGGCCACUUGCACCAGCAGCAAGCAAUGACGAGAGCUUUGGCUGCCGACCAUGAUGCAUCUUCUGCCAUCAGGAGGCAUUGCAAGAUGGAGCAGUGCUGGAACAAUUCGAUGGGCUGCCCCUCCCAGGACACCGGCCUGAGCACUGAUCGCAACACCGAGAUCUCCUCCUCCAUGGUGUCAAAUCACUUUGGCGACUUCGACAAUCCUUCAUGUGGACCGGUGAUAAAUUUGGACAAUAUAUGGAAGUACUGAAGAGGCUAACUCCAUGGGGUUACGAUCGCUUAAAAUCUUAUCUCCAACUCCUCUCAUGUCUUAUUAAUCAUAGAGGAGACUGCGUGGACUCUUACUGUACAUAAAUUUCCUAUCGUACGCGUAGUGUAUCUCUCUCUCUCUCUCUCUCUCUCUCUCUCUCUAUACGCUAAUGACAGAGAAACGGGAGGAGGUGUCAGAACUAGUGUGAAUGUUUAUUCUCUUGAUCUAUCUCCCGGAUUCCUGUCCUGUAUCAUAUACUUAUUGUGUCAGAUGGAACUGCUGCAAAUUGUAUACCUUUGUUGUAACGAGAUCAUUUGGGUUUUGCGUUCUAAAA